This is a messenger RNA of Dacryopinax primogenitus, 1162 nucleotides long. RefSeq names its product P-loop containing nucleoside triphosphate hydrolase protein. Bases 1 to 816 code for a protein of 271 amino acids. NCBI's taxonomy places the organism in Eukaryota, Fungi, Basidiomycota, Dacrymycetes, Dacrymycetales, Dacrymycetaceae. The transcript has 5 exons. The record is from RefSeq and is a predicted model, not a curated record.
AUGACUCCCCAUUCCCCACCCAUCUCAGAGUUCCCCAAUAAACAAAUAGUCCUCGUCCUAUGUGGUCUCAUAGGAUCAGGAAAAUCAACAUUCGCCCUCUUCCUCUCCUCCCACUUUCCAACUUUCAUCCGGUGCAACCAAGACGACCUCGGCACGCGCACCGCCGUCUACCAACUCGCAGAGUCCUCCCUCAGGCAGGGAUUGUCAGUAUGUAUCGACAGGUGCAACUUUGAUCCGGAGCAGAGGAGGGUGUGGACGGAGUUGGCAAGGAAAUGGGGAGUGAGCGUUUGGGCUUUGGGAUUAAACACCUCCCAAGAAGUAUGCGCCGACAGACUCCUCCACCGCCCCCCGCACCCCACAGUCCCACCCCAUCACGCCCUCUCCAUCCUAGCGCGCUUCGCGCACCAGUACACUCCCCCCACCUACGCAGAAGACUUUGACAGGAUCUUGUGUUUGGCGGAUGGGGCAAGAGGCUAUGCUAGGGAGGAUAUGGAGAGCCUUUUGAGACAUAUUGGGGAGCAGGUUAGGCCAUGUGCGAGGGCUCAGGUACUGCCGAAGCAGGAGCAGGGGGAGGGGGAGCAGCAGCAGGAGGAGGAAGAGGAAGCAGAGGAAAACCACCCUACCGUACCCGGCAUCCUCACCUCACUCACUCGUCCCGCACCCAGUCGUACCCCUACUCCCACCGCCCCCAUCCUCGGCCCCAUCCCCACCCGCGCUCUCCAUCCCCCAGACCUCGCACUCCUAAACACAGACCCUGGGAACCCGACCCCCUCCCAGAGAAGUCGGGGUCGACGAGUCCGGAAGGGUUUGAAUUAGGUUCGAGGGCUAGCUGGGGGAGCGGGAGUGGGGGGACUGAGGCCGAACGGGAAGGGGAGGGAGAGGAGGACGAAGAAGAAGAAAGAGACGAUGGGAGAGAUGGGGAAAGAGACGGGGAGAGAAAGGUCGUUUACCUCGAAGUGGAGUGACAGCUGACUCCUGGAAGAUGGGAAACGGGAAACAGGAGAUGGGAAAUGGGAGCAGGAAGAUGGGAGAUAAUAUACAGUACUGUACACCGGCUAUCUGUACACAAGUGUUUCCUUGUUUGUACUCUGUUGUGUUCUUUCUUUGGGGUUAUAGUUUGUUGGGUAUUCGUCAAAUAAUGUUCCGCUAACUUGGAUAGAAU